This is a messenger RNA of Sclerotinia borealis F-4128, 1104 nucleotides long. The record is from the annotation of a GenBank genome assembly. Lineage: Eukaryota; Fungi; Ascomycota; Leotiomycetes; Helotiales; Sclerotiniaceae.
AUGGGUGAAGUUUGUAAACCAAAAGAACAUAUCCUAUGUCUUCUUCCCUUUCCCGAGGAACCCAAGAUUUUGGAUCGGCUUCGACGAAAAUACGAUGUGGAAUUUACGUACAAGCAGAAUUCCUAUGGUUUAGGAAAGGCAUUGCAUCUUACGGAAGUUCCGGAUGAAACCUGGCACGAUGCUACCAUACUCGUUACACUCUCGUCCCUGCCACCCUCGGCCGAAAAAGCUAAAAAUGUCAAACUCAUCCAUAUCUUCAGUGCCGGCACUGAUAAGUUGAGUGAUACUCCCGUGUGGAAAGACACCAAGAUUCCUAUUACAAACUCGUCGGGUGUGCAUGGACCACAGAUAUCUGAAUGGGUUAUCAUGCAGAUCUUGAGCCAUUCGCAUAAGGAGAAGAUUAUGAUGGAGUGGCAGAAGAAACAUGUGUGGGGGGAUUUCAGAGAAUUGGGCGCUUUGAGAGAUUUGGUCGGUCAGAGGUUGGGGGUUUUGGGAUAUGGUGCAAUUGGAAGACAAACUGCUCGAAUUUGCCAAGCAAUGGGUAUGGACGUAAUAGCCUAUACAGCAACGCCCCGUACUACUCCUGAGUCUAGAAAAGAUGUUGGCAAAUACAUCGUCCCCAACACUGGCGAUCCCGACGGUACUCUUCCUUCUGCCUGGUAUUCCGGACUCGACAAAACCAGUCUGCACAACUUCCUCAGCCAAGAUAUUGAUAUUCUCCUGAUUGCCGUCCCAUUGACUCCUCAAACCCAUCACUUCCUUUCCGCCGCCGAGUUUGAAAUUCUAGGUUCCAAAACAAACGCUUUUAUUAUAAAUAUUGCGAGAGGUGGUAUUAUUAAUCAUGAAGAUCUCAUUACAUAUUUGAAGAAACCAUUACAUGAAGGAGGUUUGAGGGGUGCAGCAUUAGAUGUCACGGAUCCCGAACCGCUUCCUGAGGAUAGUGAGUUGUGGACUUUGGAUAAUGUGGCCAUCACACCUCAUGUGAGUGGGCUAGGAGCGACGACGUAUGCGCAGAGGAGUUUUGCGAUUUUGGAUGAGAACUUGGAGAAUAUAGAAAGGGGACGGGACUUGAUAAACUUGGUGGAUAGGAAAAAGGGGUAUUAG